AGCAUCUUCAACAUCUCUUAUCCAAUUACUACUACCACCAUCGCCUCUUUGCUUUCUGCUGUUGUUGUUUCUUUCUAAUUAGCUCUCAUCUCAUACUAACAACAAUGUUGGCGUCUUCGCUAUGCCUAUCGAACGCUCCCGUUUGCACUCACUCUCUUCCUAAUGUCUCGUCCCAGCCACUCCUCUCUUUCUCCCGUUCCCUCAGGCCAUUCGUUUCCAAGUCCAAACCUUUGGCCUCGCAGCAGAAGAAGAGAGAGAGCUCUGUGGUGGUGAAAUCACAGGCUCUUGAUUUCUCAGGCACUUUCUUCGAAGGUGGAUUCGGCUCCGACGAUGACCCUUCUUCCCCUUCCGUCUCUACUGCCCUCGAGGACAAACCCGAACCUCAGUGCCCACCUGGUCUCCGACAGUACGAGACAAUGGCCGUCUUGAGACCCGACAUGUCUGAAGAUGAGCGCCUUGGUCUCACCCAGAAGUACGAAGAGUUGCUUGUGGCUGGGGGUGGAAUGUAUGUGGAAGUAUUCAACAGAGGAGUGAUUCCAUUGGCUUAUAGUAUCAGGAAGAAGAACAAAGCAGGAGAGACUAACACUUACCUGGAUGGUAUCUACCUUCUCUUCACUUACUUCACCAAACCUGAAUCCAUCACUCCCCUCGAGUCCGUUCUGACUGCCGACGACGACGUUAUCAGAUCUUCUUCUUUCAAGAUCAAGAAGAGGAAGUACAACUGAAAAAGACCAUCGACGUUGUGUGUGUGUGUAUGUGACCAAAGUUUGAUUCUUUUUUUUAUUUCUGUGUUUCUUUCCAACAAACUUACAAAAGUAAAUCUAUCUUUAUUUGGUUGUGUUUGUGUA
Molecule: messenger RNA, 848 nt
Organism: Raphanus sativus (radish)
Lineage: Eukaryota; Viridiplantae; Streptophyta; Magnoliopsida; Brassicales; Brassicaceae
Product: 30S ribosomal protein S6 alpha, chloroplastic
Exons: 2
Coding region: 105-725 (206 amino acids)
Biological process (GO): translation
Cellular component (GO): ribosome
Molecular function (GO): small ribosomal subunit rRNA binding; structural constituent of ribosome
Source: RefSeq, a predicted model, not a curated record